AUGGCUGCGUCCAUGGCGCGGCGCUUGUGGCCUUUGCUGACUCGUCGGGGGCUCCGGCCCCGGGGAGGCUGCAUCUCCAACGAUAGUCCAAGGAGAAGUUUCGCUACAGAGAAACGAAACCGGAACCUCCUGUACGAGUAUGCGCGCGAGGGCUACAGCGCACUCCCUCAGCUGGACAUAGAGCGGUUCUGCGCAUGCCCAGAAGAGGCCGCACACGCCCUGGAGCUCCGCAAGGGGGAGCUGCGCUCGGCAGACCUGCCCGCGAUCAUCUCGACAUGGCAGGAGCUGAGGCAGCUGCAGGAGCAGAUCCGGAGCCUGGAGGAAGAGAAGGCAGCUGUGACUGAGGCAGUGCGGGCCCUGCUGGCAAACCAGGACAGUGGUGAAGUGCAGCAGGACCCCAAGUACCAGGGUCUGCGGGCACGUGGCCGGGAGAUCCGGAAGGAGCUUGUUCACCUGUACCCCAGGGAGGCCCAGCUUGAGGAGCAGUUCUACCUGCAGGCACUGAAGCUGCCCAACCAGACCCACCCAGACGUGCCCGUCGGGGAUGAGAGCCAGGCUCGAGUGCUCCACGUGGUCGGAGACAAGCCAGUUUUCUCCUUCCAACCUCGGGGCCACCUGGAAAUUGGCGAGAAACUCGACAUCAUCCGUCAGAAGCGCCUGUCCCACGUGUCUGGCCACCGCUCCUAUUAUCUGCGCGGGGCUGGAGCCCUCCUGCAGCACGGCCUGGUCAACUUCACAUUCAACAAGCUUCUCCGCCGGGGCUUCACCCCCAUGAUGGUGCCAGACCUUCUCCGCGGAGCAGUGUUUGAAGGCUGUGGGAUGACACCAAAUGCCAACCCAUCCCAAAUUUACAACAUCGACCCUGCCCGCUUCAAAGAUCUCAACCUGGCUGGAACAGCGGAGGUGGGGCUUGCAGGCUACUUCAUGGACCACACCGUGGCCUUCAGGGACCUGCCAGUCAGGAUGGUUUGCUCCAGCACCUGCUACCGGGCAGAGACAAACACGGGACAGGAACCCCGGGGGCUGUAUCGAGUACACCACUUCACCAAGGUGGAGAUGUUUGGGGUGACAGGCCCUGGGCUGGAGCAGAGCUCACAGCUGCUGGAGGAGUUCCUGUCCCUUCAGAUGGAGAUCUUGACAGAGCUGGGCUUGCACUUCCGGGUCCUGGAUAUGCCCACCCAGGAACUGGGCCUCCCCGCCUACCGCAAGUUUGACAUUGAGGCCUGGAUGCCAGGCCGAGGCCGCUUUGGAGAGGUCACCAGUGCUUCCAACUGCACAGACUUCCAGAGCCGCCGCCUCCACAUCAUGUUCCAGACCGAGGCUGGGGAGCUGCAGUUUGCCCACACGGUGAACGCCACCGCCUGUGCUGUCCCCCGCCUUCUCAUCGCGCUCCUGGAGAGUAACCAGCAAAAGGACGGCUCAGUGCUCGUGCCCCCUGCCCUCCAGUCCUACCUCGGCACUGAUCGGAUCACAGCCCCUACCCACGUGCCUCUCCGGUACAUCGGCCCCAACCAGCCCCGGAAGCCUGGGCUGCCUGGCCAGCCUGCUAGUAAAAGGGUAAAGUGGUCAUCGAGGCCCCUGAGACCCCACCUGAGCUGCUCCACCUUCCUCUUCGGCCCAUCUUUCUGUCUUGCUUGGUCCACCCGACCCGCCUUGACGUUGAAACUCUCCAAACUCCUUCCUGACUCGUGCAUUUACAUUGAAAAAGACCUACUCUCUGGAUGAGAAAACAGGCCCAGGAAGGGAAGGAGUUGCCUGGGGACCAUCUGUGAGUGGCUGCUUCUGGGUUC
This is a messenger RNA of Pan troglodytes (chimpanzee), 1790 nucleotides long. It is a transcript of the gene SARS2, whose product is annotated as seryl-tRNA synthetase 2, mitochondrial. Gene Ontology annotation, biological process: seryl-tRNA aminoacylation. The transcript has 18 exons. Gene Ontology annotation, molecular function: serine-tRNA ligase activity; ATP binding. NCBI's taxonomy places the organism in Eukaryota, Metazoa, Chordata, Mammalia, Primates, Hominidae. The record is from RefSeq and is a predicted model, not a curated record. The coding region runs from base 1 to 1725 and encodes 574 amino acids.